UCUAAGACAACAAUUUAGUUAUUUACAAAAUAAUUUUUUUUAAUUAAGUUGGAAAUAGUUUUUAUAACUUACUUUAUUAUGCAUUUUAUUUGAAAAUAUAAGGAGACACUCAUAAAUAACAAUCAGCAGAGUCUGUUCCAGAUGAUUCUUCAAGUUGUGACAUGAAAGGAGACUAAUACCGGUAGUGGGUAGCCUGUUGAUUGUUUCAUGAGCUGACAAGAGCCUCACAGUCACGUUGAGACAGACUCACUCUCAGUUCUCUCUACUGUCUGUGUUAUAUUGUUUAUCUGCAUCUGCAGUUGGUAUGAGUAGGGUGUCCGUACAAAAUGUAGGUGUUUAAAAGUGGACAAUCUUUUGUGCUCAAAUAAGUUAAAAUAUAAGUUCUAUUAAUUCCUUAAAAGUAAUUUGUAUUUAGUGAGUGUUUACAAGAAUAUUAUUUUCUUAGUACUACAUGAUAAACAUUUUUUGAAGCUUUUUGAAAAACACAAUAAAAAUACAAUAAGCUUGGCCUAUAUAAUGUUAGUGAGAUGGUCUUUUUCCAAAAGUUUAAAAAAUUGUUUAAAACAGACAAUGGAAAGUAAAAACAAAUUCAUUAAAUUCAAUAUUUUAACCUGCUAAACAAAACUAAUCACACAAUUAAGGACAAUAAGAGAUUGAGAAAUGUAACAUCUUGGAUGUUAGGUUUAUAUCCUGAAAUACCUAAAGAAUCCAAAAUUUUUGAUUUUUGUAUGAAAUAAAUUGGAAAUUUAAAGGUAGAUAAUACUAAUCAACCUGACCCCUCUGGCCUGUCUUGUUUUCCAGUCAAAACUAUGAGGAAUACAGUUCUCAGCCACAUGACCCAUCCUUUUCUUUAGAUCCAAAAAUUGUAAUAGGACACAAUACUUCAAUAGUUGAACUAGAUGAGUAUUUUAUUAAUGUUAAAGAAAAUUCGCUUUAAGCAUUAUUCUACAGAGAAAGUAAAAAAGAUAAACUUUGCAUUGAAGCGUAAACUCUUUUUAGCAGCUGAAGAUUCAUCUAGUGAUGAUGACAAUCUAGGUGAGUCAGUUUUACCAAACCUCAAAGAAAAGUUUUCUACAUCAACAAAUAAAGUUAAGAAGUUAAUGAUAUUUAGGUGUCUCUCAGAUAAAUGGGGCAUUAGAAAAAUAAUGUGGGUAUUUAAUGCACCAAAUUAUAUAGUGAGACAGGCAAAAACAUAAUAUUAUAAGAAAGGGGUAUUUUAGAAAGCCACUGUAGUCAAUUGGAAUGGAAUUAAAACAAAAAUGUCAAAACGACUCAUAUUGUGUAAGCUGAAGGAAGCUUACUUAUUGUUUAAGGAAAGAUUCUCAAAUAUUACACUAGGUUUUUCAAAAUUGGCUGAGCUGAGACAAAAACAUUCCAUACUGGCAGCCGAAAGUGGUACACCUUCAGUCUGUGUAUUCACAAUCCACCAGAACUUGAAGUUAAUGAUAGAUAAUACGAAAUUAAGAGUUUUGACAAACGGACAACUAAAUACAUAUAAACACUGAUUGGCAAAAUUUCUGUGUAAUCCACCAAACAUUAAUUGCUAUACAAGUGAAUUUACAGAAUGCCCAGGUGUUGCCCCAAUUUGAAAAAUCAUUUAAGGGGCUUUUGAAGAAAAUCUUAUACAAAAUAUCACUUUUCAUCAGUGUGUGUUUAUUGAUCGUUGCAGUUUCAAAACUUUACAGAAAUCUAAUGAUUUUAUAAAUAUUUUCUGUGAUAAACUGACCAUUUUAAUAAAGCACGAUUUUAUUGCAAAGCAGCAGUCAUUAUUCAUUAAUGACAAAAAAGAAAAUAUUAAAGAGUCUGAGUUUGCAGUAAACCUAGAUUUCUCUGAAAACUAUAUUGUCGUUCGGACGAAGCUCAAAGUUUCCACUGGGCAAGUGAUGAUGUGAUAAUAAACUAAUUUGUUAUUUAUUACAGAGAGAAUAAUAUACUUAAGCAUUUAAGUUUUGUUGUAAUUUCACCAUGUUUGGAGCAUAACACUGUUUCUGUGCAUACUUUCCAGAAAAAAAACUUGUUGAAUUCAUAACAACAAAGUUUCAAUCAGUGCCAAAAAAAAAUUAUUACUCAGAAGGAUGCGCUGCACAAUAUAAAAAUAAGAAAAACUUCAUCAACUUAUGUUAUCAUAAGCAAGACUUUGGUGUAGAGGCAGAAUAGCAUAUUUCUGCUACUGCCCAUGGAAAAGGACCAUGUGAUGGAGUUGGGGGCUCAGUGAAGAGACUUGCUGCAAGAGCAAGCCUACAACGUCCAUAUGACGACCAAAUUUUAACUCCUGUCCAACAUUAUGAAUGGUCAGUUGAAAAUUUAUCUGAAAUUAAUUUCACCUUCUCCACAUAAGAUGAGUAUGUUGAGUCUUAAGAAAUUUCUGAAUAACCGUUUCAGCCAAGCAGUAACUAUUAAGGGAACUUAGCAAUAUCAUGCUUAUAUGCCUGUAAAUUCAAGUGUAUCAAAAAUACAUGUAAAAAUAUUCUCUGAAGAUACAACAAAGAAAACAGUGACUAUCCAAAAAGCCCUGAAGUUAGUGGAUAUAUAACCACUGUAUAUGACCAAAAUUGGUGGCUGGCAUGUGUGUUGAAGAAGAAUAUGAAGAUUAACUAAAAGUGACAUUUAUGCAUCCUGCUGGUCCUUCAUCAUCAUUUUUAUAUCCAAGACAACCGGACAUAUUGGAUACCACUGACAGAUGUACUUUGUAAAGUUGAUCCCACCACUUUUACAGGAAGGAUUUAUGUAAUAACAUCUGAAGAAGCCAUAAGAACUUCACGAAUCAUGAAGUUCUGAAUAAAUUUUGCCUAAGAUAGCGAUGACUGCUGACACGGAAAAAGAGCAGACGUCUAGCUUGAAAACAAACACACAGUGUCUAAUCUGCAACAGCCGGUUGGGCGUGUCGUCGCGGAACAGCGUCGAGGUAUUCCAGGGCGAUGCGGUGGUGACGACGUCAGAGCGGCCGCUGAGCGCAUCCAUCUCCUCCGUGUUGGAGCAAGAGGUGCACGAGGGAACAGUGCAUAGCUCAGUGAUCUGCAAGAAGUGCUACAAGCUGCUGAACGAGGCGGACGAGAUAGAGGUGCGUCUGGCGGAGAUCCGCGCCGAGCUGCAGGACAGCUACAAGCGCACCCUCGUGCUGCAGGUGGAGGGGGGCAAGGCCUCGCUCGAGUUGGAUGCCGAGGGAGAAGACGGAGAGGAGCACGCCCGCGAGAAGCCCAGCAGUCGGAGCGACGAGGAGUACGAGCCAGGGGACAGUUCUGCGAUGUUGGAACCAGAGAUGACGACUCAAGUAGGCAGUGAAGACGAGUUGAACGUGGUGCCGGCUGCCCAGGACGGCGACAUGAUGGAGGCUGAGGGCGAGCUACACGUGAAGAUCAAGCUGGAGCCGGGAGAGAUUACCCACAUGAAGCAUUACAUUGGCCGACGGCCCAUGAUGAAGAAGAAAGCCAGGAUCACAGUGCACGAGGUGGAUCAGGAACAAGUGAUAAUGCGUGAAGGAAAUGAAUUUGCGUGUUUGUUGUGUACUGGGGAGGAAAAAGUUGUUGGAGACAUGAAGGGAAUAAGCACUCACAUGAAGACCGUCCACGGUAUCCGUGUAUACAUAUGUGACAUCUGCGGUCAGGACUUCCGGAAAAGGAAUGAACUCUCUCUCCACUUGGACGAUCAUGUCGCUGCAGAGGAAGGGGACUUUCAGUGCGAAGUUUGCAAUAGGAUAUUUAGUAACUUACGUUUGUUCCGUGUGCACAAGCGAAUGCACUAUCCGCAAGCAAAGUUAUGGACUUGUGAAACGUGCGGUAAGCGUUACAGCUCACGUAAUCUUCUAGACGAGCACAUAAAUACUCACUUGGGUGUUCGGCCGUAUAAGUGCAAACUCUGCAGCAAGGACUUUGCAUCUAAAUAUACAUUUAAAGCUCAUGCCAAAACCCACGAGGUAAGACCACGGCCUUUUGCUUGCAGCGAGUGUGGUAAAUCGUUUCUCAGCCAACAGAAUUUAAUGCAACAUGAACGUACCCAUAAUGGAAUGCGUAACUACGUGUGCGACCAGUGUGGGAAAGCGUUCGGCACAGCUCGCAAUCUAGAAGUCCAUAGUGUCGUACAUUCCGGUUACAAGCCUUUCAUAUGUCGAACCUGUGGAAAAGCUUUUGCCCGCAAGGCAGAAAUUAGGGACCAUGAACGCAUUCAUACCGGGGAGAAGCCUUAUCAGUGCGAGUUCUGUGGAGCUACUUUCAGUCAACGAAGCAACCUACAAUCACAUAAGCGAGCCACCCACUACCAGGAUAAGCGCUACAAGUGCAUGGAUUGCGGAAAAGGCUUCAAGCGCAGACGAUUGCUAGACUACCACGUGAAAGCUGCACACACCGGAGAGAGACCCUACAAGUGCCCCAUUUGUGAAGCGACCUUUGUGUAUCCGGAGCAUUUCAAAAAGCACCGUCGCAUCCACACCGGUGAGAAACCGUUCCUGUGCGAGGUGUGUGGCAAGGCAUUCAACAGCCGGGACAACCGCAACGCCCACCGCUUCGUGCACUCGGACAAGAAGCCGUACGAGUGCCUGGUGUGCGGCACUGGCUUCAUGCGCAAGCCGCUGCUGUACAACCACAUGCAGUCACAGGGGCACAUGAACGACACCAUUGUAGUGAACCAGCCCCGGCUGACCAACGAGGAUGACGUGCUGACGGCGGGCGACGAUGCCGGCGAGGUGGAGAUGACCAUCGUAGAGGGCUCGGCGGGCCACGACACAGACACCAAGCUGUACAUCGCGGAGCUGAAGGAGCACGUGCUGAUUCAGGAGGGAGAGGAGGAACACGUGUACUCGGAGAAGCUGGAGGCAGACGAGCACCUGAUUAUCGAUGGCCAGGUGCACUUCGCAGACCCCAGCGAGUUGGCGAGCCUGCACAGGGACGUGGGGUCCAUGGCCGAGAUCACCACCACUGCGGCGGCCGGCUACCCACAGCACCGUGGAGCUGAGGGCCGUCACGCGCUCGUGGUCCCCGCCACUCCCAACAUGCUCUCUGCAGGGGAGAUGGCGUACGAGGAGGGAGACGAUCAGGGUCAAGAGACCUCCAUCAUGACUCUGAGCUCGCCUCAGGCAAUCCAGACCGCAGGGGGGCCCGUGCACUUGGUGCAGAUCAGGAUACCCUCCGACCAGAAUGGCACCCGCAACUGGUUCAACGCCAUUGAUAGCUCGCAGUAAUGGGAAUGAUUCCUUAAAGUUAUUUUAUGAGAACCCCGUUCUUCUGGAAAACUUGCAUCCUUUAGAGUAAUUAUGUUCUUCAAAGAAUUUGCAGUUCUCAAGUUGUUAAGUUACUGUUGGGAACUUCGUGAUCAUUAUUCGGCUUGAUUCACCCAGUUUUCCAAUUAGAAAUAUUAAAACCUGGUAUUUUGUUUUCUUUUAUGAAAGAAAUGUUUGAUGUAUAAUAAUGUGCAGUGAUCAUUAUAAUGGUUUACCAUUAGAACAAACAACAUUGUUUUGUAAUGUUUUGUGUAAUUAUGUAAGUAGUCCAAGAAAAAAUUGAUUUGUUACAGUCAAAACUUUGCAUUGUAAACAAUUUUGUAAAAAGCUGUGUUAUGUAAAAGGUAUUGUGUUUGGGACUUUAUCACAUAGUGCUUUAUGAGUUUUUGUCAUUUUGAAUGCCUAUAAGCCCAUGGUAGUCUGAUACAAUAGUUAUGUAAGAUGUGAUAUAGUAAUUGCAUAUUUGUGUUGCAACAAACAUUUUUAGUGGUUACAAUGCAUUCCUUUUUGUAAGAAUAGGGUGGGAAUUAUUUUCAUCAUUAACAAUAUGUGCACCCUCAACAUUACUCAUCUCUAGCAUCAAGUUAAGAUAAAAGUUAUUAAAACUA
Bacillus rossius redtenbacheri is the source of this 5820-nucleotide messenger RNA. Its product is annotated as zinc finger protein 431-like. Gene Ontology annotation, biological process: regulation of transcription by RNA polymerase II. The transcript is spliced from 3 exons. NCBI's taxonomy places the organism in Eukaryota, Metazoa, Arthropoda, Insecta, Phasmatodea, Bacillidae. Gene Ontology annotation, molecular function: RNA polymerase II cis-regulatory region sequence-specific DNA binding; DNA-binding transcription factor activity. Bases 2801 to 5173 code for a protein of 790 amino acids. The record is from RefSeq and is a predicted model, not a curated record.